This is a messenger RNA of Symbiodinium sp. CCMP2456, 1371 nucleotides long. The record is from the annotation of a GenBank genome assembly. Lineage: Eukaryota; Dinophyceae; Suessiales; Symbiodiniaceae.
GAAAUCCUAAAGAAGCCAGCUGCUCAGAAGCUGGAGAACAAAGCCCAGAAGCAAGAGAAAGAAAAGGCUAAGAAGGACAAGAAGCUUAAGGCCGCAGCCGAGAAAGAGCAGAAGGGCAAGAGUACGAAGCAAGACAACGACGAGGCCGACGAGGGCGAGCAGUACGACGAAGAGGGUGGAGAAGAAGAGGCGAGGGAGACUGACCCCGAGGUCAACGUCAAGCCCUUGCCCAUGACGUUGCAGAAUGUGCAGACUCAUCGGGACUUGCUUGGUGCGAAAGGUUUCAGUGGCGAGCAGCUAGCAGCAGCUUUCAAGCUUCUGCCUGCUAGCGAGCAGCAGCUGGUUUGGAAAAAGUUCGAAAUCUCACGCAAAUCCACCUACAACGAGGAGGAUUACAAAAAGGAGACAAGUGGACCUGGCUCCCAGGUCAGAAAACACAGCUUGCUGAGAGGCUGGCUCGCAGACGGGGGGGCAUGUGCCAAGCACUAUCGCUCCGCCACUCUCUCGCUGAAAGCCGUGCAUGAAUCGAAGGUUCGCUUGCAGUGGUCCACAUGGAAGCAGGUCAAGAACAAGUACGGGAAAAAGGAGGCUUUGGAUCGUGUCAAAUCGGGCACGAUCCGCUUCCGGAAAUCCCCGACGGACAAAAGAUUCCUCGAAUUUGCCGACAUCUCUGAGAUGUACGAUCACGUCAUUUCAAAGACGAAGGAGACCAAGAUCGACACGAAAGGAGGUCGGGUCAAGACCAAGGACCUCAGGGCCCUGGACGGCCUUGACGUGGAGGGUCUGAAGGCCGCUGACUUUGACCUGACAGGAGUUGACGUGGAGAACAUGGACCUGGACCCCGACCUGAAGACCCUCAUCAUCGACAAGCAGCAGGCUGGCGACAGCAGUUCUCAGGAUGAGUCUGAGGAAGAUUCCAACGCUUCCACCUUGUCUUUGCCACCCAAGGACAAGAAGACGAAGAGGAAGAGGAGCCAAAGCAAGAGCGGCAAGGCCUCGUCUUCUAAGACUUCCAGGGAGGAACGGUGGGAGAAAGCUUCGGAGAUUGGCAGCAAGGAUGGCAAGACGGAUUUCGAGAAGAAGCUCGUUUUCAUGAAGGGUGAGAUCCAGAAAGAUCUCACUUUCUUUGAGUCCGUGAUGGUCGACUUGAAGGGCAAGCCCGUGAAUAAGGGCGAGAAGAAGUCGCUGGAGGACACGGUUGCAGAUCUGCAGAAAACCUUGGGCCUCCUCACAGCUACGUCGAAAGGCGGGUGCAAGAAGGAGGAUGUCAAGAAGGCCUUGCUGGCCUCUUUGUCAGCUCUCCGGAAGAGCAAGAAGGCCAAGCGAAUGCAGAUCAGCAAGAAGCAGAAGAGCAAGGACGAGUCAGACUGA